AUGUCCGAUGAGGAAUCCUUCGCUCCAAUUCAAUACAUUCUCCACACCGACCGAUUUCGUCUGCUCAUUUUCGUAGAACGAAAGUCUGGAGUGGCAUUUGAGGAGUUUGAAAGGAGCUGGAAUGAGGUAUCUGGAGAGCUGGAUCUCCCGGGUUUGCAUUCGUUGGGUAUUGCACGGUAUGAGAAGAUGAUCGUAGAUCAAGACAAGAAAGCGGAAUUGCAAUCUAUGGGAGCGACAGUACUGAAUUACGACGGGAUCAUCUUAAUUGAGGCGGGUUCGUUGGAAGGUUUCCGCGAGUACAUCACCAAACGUUUCGUACCGGAAGAAGCUGAAACUCGGAUAUUAGAGCUCGAAAAUUCGAGAUACGCUAUCUGCCACGUCGCUCCAAUUAUCACCACGAAACCCGCUUCGAGAGAGAACGGGGGUAUGAGGUUGAUUGUACAUCUGAAGAGAAAGACGGGUACAACGUCGCAAGAGUUUUCGAAGCACUGGAUGAAGAAGCAUGCGGGUGUUGUUGCUGAUUUCCCGGGGGCUAGGGAUGUGAUAAGGUUGUAUGAUCAGAACCAUGUUAUUAAGGAACUUAGUCUGGGGGAACUUACGGUAAACAAGUCGACCACGAUUGGGAUGGAGAAAGAAUGGGAUGGCGUACCGUUCCUGGAUGCUGAGUCGCUUGAGAAUCUUUUUGUGCUCCUGGGGGAAGAAAAUUUUGCGCGAGUUCGACAAGCCGAUGAAGCCCGUUUCCUCGAUAUGAAGGGCUCUGCAUGUGCUCCUGUUCGCGUAGUGACGAAGCUGGAGCUAGGGAAUCGAUGAGCCUUGACACUGAUUUACUUGACCGAAGCUUGUUGGUAGUACGGUAACGUUCGAACUUGACCCGGUUGUGGUUUCUGUGGCACUGUUACUUAGUUAAUGUGCCUGGUCCGUGAGUUGCGACGACUAAACCGGGACUCAGAAUAAGGC
Marasmius oreades (fairy-ring Marasmius) is the source of this 957-nucleotide messenger RNA. RefSeq lists its product as uncharacterized. NCBI's taxonomy places the organism in Eukaryota, Fungi, Basidiomycota, Agaricomycetes, Agaricales, Marasmiaceae. The transcript has 5 exons. Gene Ontology annotation, molecular function: oxidoreductase activity. The record is from RefSeq and is a predicted model, not a curated record. Bases 1 to 810 code for a protein of 269 amino acids.